GGUUGGAGCUUCGUGAUCCUUGAGCUCCCUUCCAACCCUGGCCGUUCUGUGAUUCUGUGUGAUUCUGUGCCCACCCUCCUCAAGUACCGAAAGCCUGGAGAUAAGAAACUGGGGGAAGUUUAGCAUUGCUGCGUGGUUCUAUCAGUAGAAGCCAACUUGCUUUUUCCCAUCUGUCAUAAUCCAGUGCUGGUGAAUGAGGUGUACCCACCCAUCGUCUCCAGCUCGGCUCUGCGAGAGCCAUCUGACUUACAGGAGCAGACAGCACUGCUCUCUUUGGGCUUCUCUCUUUUUUCCUGAAAUGGCCGUGAGAGUGAUAUCUGGGUCAGCUGCCUCCAGCGUGUCACUUUCUUUUGACACUCAUGGCUGUGAGCGUGCAGGAGGAGCGUGGUGGGGAAGCGCCGCAGUGGGAUCAGGAGUCGUUAAAGGGGUAUUGUGGUUAUCUGCAUCCCUUCGAGGGGAAAUCUCUCUCAUGGCUGCCCAAACGUGCUUUCCUUCUGAUUUAGCACUGUGUCCCAGGUCUCGGCGUGGGUCCCCAUCCGUCCUCAGGUCUGCUUUCAGGUAUGGGGACACAUCCUGAGUGUGCCUAUCUGGGCUGCCAUCCCACACAGGAUGGAAAGGGGCACCGUGCUGCUCUCCUGUGUAUUUCCAGACCCUGUAACACAUCCCCCCAUCGUUGUAUUCAUUCUUACAGGAAAAGUAGUUUUCUGCUUGAGUCCCAGCCUCCUCUGUGUGGCACCCAGCGAUGGGUUGGUACUCAGUGGGCACAGACUGAGACACAGCAGUCCUGCUUAAAGAUAAGAGCGUGGUCAGAUGCUGAAACAGGUUGUCCAGAGAGCUUGUGGAUUCUCCUUCUUUGGAGGAAACCCAACUGGACAGAGUCCUGCCGACCUGCACUGGUUGGUAGCAGUGUGCUGGAUCUGCCUGCCCGGUCCCUGCCAGACCUGUGGGUUUGAUGACUGCACUUGGUGGCUCCUCUCUGUCCCAAAAAUGGAGCAGUGGGGUAUGUCUGUGUUUGUAGCCAGAGCUUUGGAGCCUGCCCUGGAACUCUGUCAGAGUUGUGGUAUGAAAUCAGGAGAUUGAAUUUGUAGUAUCAACUGCCAGCUGGCAAAAAAAAAAUUGUAAAUUUUUGGGGUAACGUGCAUCGGUACAAGAAAAACUGGGGGUUAAGCAUCAAAUUAGUUGAAUGGGUGGUUCUGUUGCUUGAUGUUGGGCUUGUGGGCACGCUUAUCUCGUGUAGAGAGGGGCUUUGUGUCCGGAGCUGAGGAGCACGUUGCCCCAUCACAAGGUGUCCAGGUGGGAGCAGCUGCUGGAGAGCACUGCUGGGUAUUUGGAAGAGGAGAGCUGAGUGUUUCUGGUCACGAAAUCAUUGAGGUUGGACAAGACCUCUAAGAUCAUCACGUCCACCUGUAAUCAUCUUGCAGAAACCCCAUGGAAUCCACGUUGAGAGGAAUAGAGGGAACUAAGAGCUUGAUCAGAAGUAUUUUGUGGCCCUGAAUCCGUACUGAGACCCUGCUCACUCAGUGGGUUCGUCAUCGGUGUUGGCAGGAGGAUCUGCUGCUGACCUUUGGAUGUCAGAAGGCAGCGCUGUUUGCUGGCAGCCCGAGAGCUGGGUGUUGGUUGCACACCUUCAUGUUUGGCUGUUUGCUCCUGUCGGACUUGAGGUUCAGAUUCGAUCUUAUUGCACGAGGGCAUUGCCCUUUUCAUGCCCUGCCCCGUUAGUCUUUACUUUCAAGUCAUGUAGAGGCAGAUGGGCAGCUCACGUGGCAAGCUGCAUCCCAGCUCUGGGUUAUGCUGUGGCUCGUUGCCCCCAGGACCAGCUGUUCCAUCACACAGGCUGUCAGAUAACACCCUGCCUUCUCGUGAAAUCUGCUGACCAGCUUGUUUUCUCCAUUAUUGCAUUUCAAAUCAUCGGAAUGCCAGCAUCACCUGGGGCUUGCUGCUGAACUUCCUUGUUAUCUCAAGUCUGUAGGAUCCCAGAACCCCACGAGAUGGCACAGACCCGACAGCUCACCUCCAUCGCCCCGGAAAUACCUCUUCCCGGAGCUCCCCGUUGCUGUAGGUGAAGUAAAUGCCAGUUUGGCCAGCACAGCACAUCUCCCAAUUCCAUUUGAGUUGUGUCACUGCGGGGGAGCGAUGCUAAAACUGUCACUUGGCUUCCCAUGCUGGCAUUACCUAGAGGGCACUUGGAGGCUAUCGGGGGUUCGACUCUUAUCUGCGAGUUCCAGCUCAUCUCUGAGCUGAAUGCUUGGGUGGGUACAUGCGUGUUGGUUUUCCAAAAGAUGCGUGUUUGACAUCUUUAUUUUUUUGACAGCACAAGAAUCUUAUUAUUUCUCCACCUCUCCUUUAGCCUGCUGUUCUAUUCUGCCCAGGAUCUGCGGUUCCAUCAUCUGAGAUGCUUUGCUGGUGAUGGGUUUGGCCAUCGCUUUCUUCCUUCUCGAGUAGUAAAAACCGAGUGAAUGUAAAUGAGAUUUGAAUGAAUUAUGCUAGUUAUGCAUUCAUCCUAAUUCAAAUCCUAUCUUAAUUAGCCCGGGGACCUAAUUUGACUUUCACGCAGCAUGAAACUACUUUGGAUUAUCACUGGAAUUGCCAUGCAUUUAUUCUUGACUUUUUUUUCCGAUCAGCGCGCAUCUUUUUACACUGCUUAAAAACAGAGCAAAACUAAUAUAUCAUUAAUAAAUUAAUCAGAUUUAAUUAGGGCUGCACAGAAGGAUAUAUUUUAAGGGGAAAAAUGCUGUAAAUAUAUUCCCUGUACCGAGUGCUUCUGUGCCGAGUGGGGAUGAGCUCAUGACACAGACACAGAGUGAAGGUCUCUCUCGGAUGCACUUUCUGCCAUGACUUAAACGAGCUGAAAUUGCUGACAUUCUGCCUUUUUCAGAUGUGUGUCAGCGUCCAUAGACUUCUCCUUCAAACGAUGGAAGAUUAUUGAGUUAAAUAUUGCCAGAACGACAGAUCUGGGAGGCACUCAGUGGACGUGGGGUGAAGGUUGCUGCCGUGUAUCUGGUCCUGCAGCACAUAUGUGAAGGCAGAACUGCUCUCUAGCUCAAAAACCGAAGGAUACAGCCACGUGAAAUGCCAGAAUUCUGCGUAUGACUUUCUUCUCUCCUUCUAAUUAGAUUGAGAUGAACGUUUCCAGUAGGACUGCGGGUUAAUGAGAGGUCGUUUCAUUGAGCCUAAAGGUUUCCUUGCAGACAGAAGGUGCUGCUGGGAGAAGCAGAGCGGCUCAGCAGCUUCAAAUCUGAGCAUUGAGAGCCUCCUAAUCAACGCAUGCCGUUAACGCACAGCUGAUAAGCCUUGCACAUGUGAAGGCUGCGGUUAAUCUGAGUGUCAAGUCUGCGCUGUCAGUGUCUGCAGGCAUCUUCCCCGUUCUUCAGAUGGACUCGAGGCUGACACGUUCACUCUCUGACGUCCUGCAACUUCUGAAGGAUGCACACACCGGCACGGCAUGCCGAUUUGCUAACCAGGAGUCUGCAGGUUCCUGUACCACAUGUGGCAUUUGUCAGGCCUGGAUUGCUGGGGAGAGGCUGACUGGGUGCAGAGCUGUUUCUGGUCUUGGUGGAACUGACUGUAACUAGGAGCAGUUGAUCUUUGUUCUAAUGUGGGAAUUGUUUUUCAAGGUCUUUAAUCCCUAUUACGUGUGCUUUUUUAAUGCUAUAUCAUGCUAUUUUUUUUUUCUCAUCAUGCCAUCAAGUAACGAAUCAAAUGACCCACCCAGUCCAGCCAUGUUGUGCUGUGCUGACAUCUUUUCAAUAAAACAUUUAAUUUCACAAAAAAGGGGACUUCCCAAAAGCCUGCAGAGGAGACGUAGAUCUUCAAACAAGUCCUGGCAGCUGGAGCUUCCCGACAGCAGAUAAAAUAAUUCGACCACCAUGAGUUGGAGCUUUCUGACCCGUCUCUUAGAGGAGAUCCACAACCACUCCACCUUCGUUGGCAAAAUCUGGCUGUCGGUGCUGAUCGUGUUUCGGAUCGUCCUGACAGCUGUGGGAGGCGAAUCCAUUUAUUACGAUGAGCAAAGCAAGUUUGUGUGCAACACGGAGCAGCCCGGCUGCGAGAACGUUUGUUACGACGCUUUUGCUCCCCUUUCUCACGUGAGAUUUUGGGUGUUCCAGAUCAUCCUCGUCGCCACUCCGUCCGUCAUGUAUUUGGGCUACGCGAUCCAUAAGAUUGCCCGCAUGGUGGAGCACAGUGACGUUGACAGAAGGUUCAGAAGCAAAAGCUUUUCGACGCGCUGGAAACAACACCGAGGCUUGGAGGAGGCCGAGGACGACCACGAGGAGGACCCGAUGAUGUACCCAGAAAUAGAGCUGGAAAGCGAACGGGAGAACAAGGAGCAGCAGCCCCCCGCCAAAGCCAAGCACGACGGGCGGCGGCGGAUCCGCGAGGACGGGCUGAUGAGGAUCUAUGUGCUGCAGCUGCUGGUGAGGGCGACGUUCGAGGUCGGCUUUCUGAUCGGUCAGUACCUUCUGUAUGGUUUUGAGGUCAGCCCCGUGUUCGUGUGCAGCAGGAAGCCCUGCCCCCAUAAGAUAGACUGCUUCAUUUCAAGGCCGACCGAAAAGACCAUUUUCCUGCUCAUAAUGUACGGGGUGAGCUGCAUGUGUUUGCUUUUGAAUGUGUGGGAGAUGCUCCAUUUAGGGUUUGGCACCAUCCGGGACACGUUAAACAGCAAGAGGAAGGAGCUGGAGGACUCUGGUACCUACAACUACCCCUUCACCUGGAACACACCCUCUGCUCCUCCCGGCUAUAACAUUGCGGUCAAACCCGAUCAAAUGCAAUACACCGAGCUGUCCAACGCCAAGAUGGCCUACAAGCAGAACAAAGCCAACAUCGCUCAGGAGCAGCAGUAUGGCAGCAACGAGGAGAACAUCCCCGCCGACCUGGAAAACCUGCAGAGGGAAAUCAAAGUGGCUCAGGAACGCCUGGACAUGGCGAUCCAGGCCUACAACAACCAAAACAACCCCAGCAGCAGCUCCAGAGAGAAGAAGUCCAAAGCAGGCUCCAACAAAAGCAGCGCCAGCAGCAAAUCGGGGGACGGGAAGAACUCUGUCUGGAUUUAACCUUGGCUGAGUUUAUGUGUUGUCUUUUUCUCACAACCAGCAACCCGUUGAGUAAUGGCUUCCAUUAAGUAAAUAUUUGGUUCUGCUUAUUUUCAGGGAUACUGUUGGCUAGCGAUUCCAGCUCUAAGAAAGUGUUUAUAUGCAUACUGUAGGACUGUACAACUUUAUUCUUCUGCCUUCCAAGCCAGGAGACAAAUAGGUAUAUUUAAAUCAUUCUCAUUGAAGGGUUUACGCUGUAUGUACAGUAUUAUCGUACAUUUAUUAUGCACAAUUUUUUGUAUUUGUACACUGGAUCUCCGAAGUUACCCUUUUUUAUAUGAAAGGAGAAAACUGUAGGUAGCAGUUAGCAUUUUGCUAGUUUUAUUACUGUGGUUCGUCGUCGUUCUCUGUUUGUUUUCAAUGUCAGAACUUUCUAUGCUGCAUUUGAGAAGUGCCUUGAACACACAGCACCAGGGAGCCCAGCUGUCCGCUCCCUUAGAGCAGGGGGAGGUUCGGGAAACGUCUGCUGAUGGUGCUCUUAACUCUACCUUUUUAUAAAGAUGACGUGCUACUUACAAAUGGAAGUGUCACUCCAUAGCUAUUAUGUGCUACGUUUCUUCAUCCCGUGGAAGAUGACUUGUAAUUCCGUGUAUUUACCUGUUUAAGAGGUUUCCGAGGUCUCUCGUUAUGUAACACCCUGCUCCAAAUGUCCCAUAGCUGCCUAUAUGGGGGCCACACCUGCCUGUCUACCCAGAUGUCCCUGUGUCCCUUGUCCCCUGGGGUCACUGGGAUACUCAUUCCCCUGGCUCCUUUUGUCCUCUUGUCCCUGGUCCUCUUUGUCCCUUGAGGUCGUUGGGAUGCUUGUUCCUUUGGUCUCUUUUGUCCUUGCCCCGUGCCCCUUCUCCCCUUGUCCCUGCCCUAUGAGUCACGGAGAUACUCCUUCCCCUUAUCCCAUUUGUCCCCCGUUCCUCUGGUCCCUUUUCCCAUGGGGUCAUUGAGAUGCUUGUUCUCCUGGUCCCAUUUGUCCCCCGAUCCCCAUGUUCCCUUGUUCCCUGGUUCUGUUUGUCUCCUGGGGUCACUGCGAUACUCAUUCCUCUGUUCUCUUUAGUCCUCCCUGCCCUCUGUCCCCCUUGUUCCCUGUUCUGUGAAGUCUUGGGGAUACUCAUUCCCCUUGUCUCAUAUCCCCUUGUCCCCUGAUUUGCUGUCCCAUGAGCUCAUGAGGCUCGUUCCCCUUGUCCCUUUUGUCCUUCAUGUCCUCUGGUCCCUUGUCCCCUGGGGUCACUGGGAUACUUGUUCUCCUGAUCCCAUUUGUCUUCCUUGUCUCCAUGUCCUCUGGUUCCCUGUCCCAUGAGGUCAUGGGGAUUUUCAUUCCCCUGGUCCCGUUUGUUCCCGUGUCCCCCGGUCCCUUGUCCCACGGGGUGUUUGAGAUGCUCAUUCCCCAUGUCCCCAUGUCCCCAUGUCCUUAUGUCCUUAUGUCCCCCGGUCCCUCACUGCGUGUUUUCAUCCUAUGGAAAGCGACUCAUAGCUCCACAUAUUUACAUAUUUAAGAUGUUUCUGUGCUCUCUCGUUGCGUAACACCCCGCUCCCCGGGGCUCCGAGUUGUUCCAGCACCUUUUGGGGAAGAUGUCUGUGUUUGCAGAGUAAUGUGGUUGGAUGGACUCGUGGUCAUUCUGCUCUCUGGUAGCCCUGCUCCCCCGGCCCUGCGCACACACGCUGUCUGUGCAGGUUUUUACAAAACCCUUCUGAAUAUAAACAGCAAUGCCUUAUCCCCGACCCCUCUUCCUCCUGUCACAUCCGAGGGGCCGAGUUCAGACGGAGCAAUAAAUGCACCAUUUCGUUUCUGCUUGAGAGGCCGGUCAGAUCCGUGGCAUUCUGCAAUUUUGGCAUUCAACUUGAAUUUAUAAUUAGAAAAAAAAAA
Meleagris gallopavo (turkey) is the source of this 6948-nucleotide messenger RNA. The record is from RefSeq and is a predicted model, not a curated record. Lineage: Eukaryota; Metazoa; Chordata; Aves; Galliformes; Phasianidae.